AUGACCGGCCGGGACGCGCUUUCCGACGGGCGUGCCAGGAGCAGGGCACUGGUGCCCGGAGGCCCGCCCACCGGCUCGCGCCCCCGGGGCUUUGCCAUCACCGACCUGCUGGGCCUGGAGGCUGAGCUGCCCGCACCUGCUGGCCCCGGGCCGGGAUCCGGCUGCGAAGGCCCCGCGGCCGCGCCCUGCGCGGGUCCAGGGCUCUGGGGCUCCUGCCUGGCGCGCGGGGCCCUCCCGCUGGGGCUCGGCCUCCUCUGCGGCUUCGGCGCGCAGCCCCCUGCGGCCGCCCGGGCCCCCUGCCUGCUCCUCGCAGACGUGCCCUUCCUGCCGCCCGAGGGGCCUGAGCCCAGCGCCCCGCAAGUCCCCGGACGCCCGCCGACCCCGGCCGCCCGCCAGAAGCGCAGCGAGAGCGUCUCGACGUCCGAUGAGGACAGCCCAUCUGAAGACAGGAGUGACCUGAAGGCGUCCCCCGCCCCCGGCAAGAGGAAGAAGCGGAGGCAUAGGACCGUCUUCACUGCCCACCAGCUGGAAGAGCUGGAGAAGGCCUUCAGCGAGGCCCACUACCCUGAUGUGUACGCCCGGGAAAUGCUGGCCGUGAAGACCGAACUCCCCGAAGACCGAAUACAGGUCUGGUUUCAAAACCGGCGGGCCAAGUGGCGGAAGCGGGAGAAGCGCUGGGACGGCAGCAGCGUGAUGGCUGAGUACGGGCUCUACGGGGCGAUGGUGCGACACUGCAUCCCGCUGCCCGACUCAGUCCUCGGCUCCGCGGAGGGCGGCCUGCUGGGCUCCUGUGUGCCCUGGCUUCUGGGGAUGCAUAAAAAAUCCACAGGGAUGAUAAGGAAAGCAGAAAGUGAAGAAAAGCUGGCAGGACUCUGGGGCUCUGACCAUCUCAAGGAAGGUUCUAGCCCACAUCAGGCAGGACCCCAGAGGGGCUUGGAGGAAGGCAGCCCUGAGAGCGGCUUGGAAGACGUGGCCAUUGAUCUCUCCAGCACCACACGUCAGGAGACCAAGAGAGCGCAGCAGGGGUCUGGUGCCCAAGGAUGUUCAGACUCUGAGGGGCUAGAGGGGCUCCAGCCAGGGAAGGAGGGGGCCUUAUGA
Balaenoptera ricei (Rice's whale) is the source of this 1098-nucleotide messenger RNA. RefSeq names its product visual system homeobox 1 (gene VSX1). Gene Ontology annotation, molecular function: transcription cis-regulatory region binding; DNA-binding transcription factor activity, RNA polymerase II-specific. Gene Ontology annotation, cellular component: nucleus. The record is from RefSeq and is a predicted model, not a curated record. Gene Ontology annotation, biological process: regulation of DNA-templated transcription. The transcript has 5 exons. The coding region runs from base 1 to 1098 and encodes 365 amino acids. NCBI's taxonomy places the organism in Eukaryota, Metazoa, Chordata, Mammalia, Artiodactyla, Balaenopteridae.